AUGCCGGCCUAUUUCCUCCAUGGCUUCCGCUGGGGACGUCCCAGCAUCCGCAGAUUUGUUGAGCGGAGCGGCCUGCCGGCGAGCAAGGCCGAGUGGUUGAUCGGCGACCAUGCAGGCGCUGACGUUAUCAUGGAGCUCAUGAGAGAAUACAAGUACAUCCCCGAAAGGUCGAUUCCCCUGCCCACCGAGCCGGGACACAACCAGGCACCGGAGUGGCAGAUGCGCCAGGAAUCGUACAUCUUGCCCGAGCCGCACAUGUCCCCGGACGAGGAUCCGAGGGUCAACUCUCACGCCUGGACAGGCCUCAAGCUCAUGGAAGAGUACGACGGGAGAGGCACCGAGCAAGAACCGCCUCGGCCCUAUGCCUUUGUGGCCAACUACGUCGUGCGCGUCGAUCUCGACACCAGCACCGAGAUCGAGUUCUACAAGUUCAAUAGGUGCCCCCUGUCUACGAGCUCUGCCUGGCUGUCUAGGCUGCGCAGCGCGCUGCAGCCCAAAGAGCCAGUUCGCUGGUACAUUGUCAACUGUGCCGAAGGCCCAAAGAUACCACCGUCACUGACGUACGACGGAGGCGGAGCGGACGGAAGGUCGGAUAAGUCGCAGGCUUCUGGACAGUCUGGCAACGAUGACGACGGCGCCGACAAGAAAGACGAUGGUGACAAGAAGCAAGACGAAGAUGGGGACGGGAAUGGCAAUGCCGAGAGUGACCGGAAGGAGAAGAGGAAAGCAUUGUUCAACCUGAUACCUCUGUCUGGAAAGAAACGUGCCGACAAGAACAAGCAGGCGUCGGGCCUUUGGGGGAGGCUCGAAUUUGUCCUUAUCGUCUUCCUAGUCCAAGAUUUUCCCUGA
Molecule: messenger RNA, 849 nt
Organism: Geosmithia morbida
Lineage: Eukaryota; Fungi; Ascomycota; Sordariomycetes; Hypocreales; Bionectriaceae
Exons: 2
Coding region: 1-849 (282 amino acids)
Source: RefSeq, a predicted model, not a curated record